CGUCUAGUUUGCCCCGUUCCCGCUGGAAGAGCAGAAAGCCGGGCCAGGAGGGAGAGGCCAGAGCCGGUCUGCACUGGAGACAGAGCUGCGGGGAUCCCCUCCGGCAGGACAGGCACCGGCUGACACUGAGGUUUCUGGUACGUCGAGACAUCAUGAUCAAGGCUUUGAUGAGUUCUGGGAAGGCGACUCUCUUCCACCAUGAUCUGCAGAGUGGGGUCACCUACCGGAUCCCUGCACUGCUGUAUAUCCCCCCAGACAUGUUCCUGGCAUUCGCAGAGAAACACUCCUCUUCCAGGAACGAGGACGCUGAGUACCUGGUGCUGAGACGAGGUCGGAAGACAGGGACUUCAGUCGAGUGGGGGCCCAGGGAGCCCUUGACGAGCGCAGUGUUACCAGGUCACCGCACGAUGAGCCCCUGCCCGGUGUACGAGCGGAGGAGUCAGACUGUCUUCCUGUUCUUCAUCUGCGGGCAGCACGUCUCAGAGCAAUGGCAGAUCUGGACCGGGCAGAACGCCGCCCGGCUGUGCUAUGUCCGCAGUGGGAACGCCGGCCGGACCUGGAGCUCGUUAACAGACUUGACGGAGCAGGUGAUUGGGGAAGACUUGAAGGACUGGGCCACGUUUUCAGUGGGACCAGGGCACGGUGUACAGCUCCGCUCUGGGCGGCUGGUGAUCCCGGCUUAUACCUACCACAUUACAGCUCGCUGCUGCCGCCUGCCGCUGUCCUGGGGGACCCAACCCCGGUCCUUGGUCUUUUAUAGUGAUGACGGCGGGCAGCGCUGGCACAAGGGUGAGGAUUUGAUUAAGGGCAUGAAGACAGUGGAGUGCCAGGUGGCCGAGGUAGCAUGCCAGGGCUGCGACCCCGUGCUGUACUGCAACGCCCGCACCCCCUGCUGGUGCCGGGCAGCAGCGUUCAGCACAGACCAGGGGCUCACAUUCGAAUGCCACUCCUCGUGCUGCCAGGGCAGUGUGGUGAGCUUCACGCUGACAACGGGGCUUCUGGAGGCGGAUGGCAUGGAAGAGCGAGACGCCCCAGCCCCUGAGACAACCUGCCUGUUGAAUGGUGGGAACGCCCCCUCCGCCAUCCACAGAAGCACCGUGUUGUGGCUACUUUACUCCCACCCAACAGGUAAAUGCAAGCGGGUCGACCUGGGCAUCCACCUCAACCAGUCCCCAUUGAAUGAAGCCAAGUGGGAGCACCCCUGGCUCCUGUACAAAGGGCCGUGGGGUUACUCAGACCUGGGAAUGUGCCAGGAGGUGCCAGCACUGCUCUUGUUUGGCUGCCUGUUUGAGUGUGGGGUGAAUCAUGCGUGUGAGGAGAUCGCCUUCCAGCUCUUCUGCUUUGAGGAUCUCCAGAAGGAUAGAGGCUCCUUGGAGCAGCAGCCCAAAGUAAAGCUGAAAUCUGUCUAG
Gopherus evgoodei (Goodes thornscrub tortoise) is the source of this 1409-nucleotide messenger RNA. RefSeq names its product sialidase-3-like. Gene Ontology annotation, biological process: oligosaccharide catabolic process; ganglioside catabolic process. Gene Ontology annotation, cellular component: lysosome; cytoplasm; membrane. Gene Ontology annotation, molecular function: exo-alpha-sialidase activity. NCBI's taxonomy places the organism in Eukaryota, Metazoa, Chordata, Testudines, Testudinidae. The record is from RefSeq and is a predicted model, not a curated record.